Molecule: messenger RNA, 336 nt
Organism: Prunus armeniaca (apricot)
Lineage: Eukaryota; Viridiplantae; Streptophyta; Magnoliopsida; Rosales; Rosaceae
Source: the annotation of a GenBank genome assembly
AUGAAGCAGUUGGCUGACAUAUCUGUCCCCAACAGUAUAACUGAAGCACUAGAAGACCCAAAAUUGAAAGAAGCUAUGAUUGAAGAAAUGCGAGCUCUCCAAAAGAAUGUCACAUGGGAACUCGUGCCCCUACCUCAUAGAAAGAAGACAGUAGGAUGCAGGUGGAUUUAUACUGUGAAACUCAAAGUAAAUGGAUCCAUUGAAAGAUAUAAAGCUAGAUUGGUGGUGAAGGAGUACACACAAAGAUAUGGGAUAGACUACGAGGAGACAUUUGCCCCAUUAGCCAAGAUUAACACUAUUAGAGUCUUAUUGUCUCUAGCAGUAAAUCUCGAUUAG